Molecule: messenger RNA, 2559 nt
Organism: Glycine soja
Lineage: Eukaryota; Viridiplantae; Streptophyta; Magnoliopsida; Fabales; Fabaceae
Product: subtilisin-like protease SBT3.3
Exons: 10
Coding region: 17-2398 (793 amino acids)
Biological process (GO): proteolysis
Molecular function (GO): serine-type endopeptidase activity
Source: RefSeq, a predicted model, not a curated record
AUCAUACAUACUUCGUAUGUUUUUAUGCAUUUGGAAAGCCUUUGAAGCUCUCCUCCUAUCAGUUAAUCUGAUAAUGGAUACUAAUUCAAGAAACUGGAGAUGGGCAAGAAAGGCCCAAUUGCUUAUUGCUUCUGCUCUUCUCUUACUGCAAGACUCUCUGGUCAACUCUGCUGAAGCAAGCUCUGUGCACAUUGUAUACAUGGGAGAUAAGAUAUAUCAAAAUCCACAAACUACUAAAAUGUAUCACCACAAAAUGUUAUCAUCACUCCUAGGAAGCAAAGAAGCUGCAAAGAAUUCAAUUCUUUACAGCUAUAAGCAUGGUUUUUCAGGGUUUGCUGCAAGAUUGACAAAAUAUCAAGCAGAAGCAAUAGCAAAGUUUCCUGGUGUAGUGUCUGUCAUUCCAAAUGGCAUUCAUAAACUUCAUACUACCAGAAGCUGGGACUUUAUGGGGGUCCAUCAUUCCACUUCAAAAAUUGCUUUCUCUGACAGCAACUUAGGUGAAGGAACCAUCAUAGGUGUCAUAGACACAGGCAUUUGGCCAGAGUCACCAAGUUUCAAUGAUGAAGCAAUGGGACAAAUCCCAUCAAGGUGGAAAGGAAUUUGUCAAGGGGGAAAGCACUUCAACUCCACCAAUUGCAACAAGAAGAUAAUAGGUGCUAGAUGGUUCAUGAAAGGAAUAAGUGAUCAGACUAAGAAACUCCUCCAAGGAAACAACUCUGAUGAAUAUCUCUCGGCAAGAGAUGCCAUUGGCCAUGGCACUCACACAGCUUCCACAGCAGCAGGUUACUUUGUAGGAAAUGCAAAUUAUAGGGGACUUGCUUCUGGUUUAGCCAGAGGAGGAGCACCCUUGGCACACUUAGCUAUCUACAAGGCUUGUUGGGACUUUCCAAUUGGAGAUUGCACUGAUGCUGAUAUCCUCAAAGCUUUUGACAAGGCUAUACAUGAUGGAGUUGAUGUCUUAACUGUUUCUCUUGGCUUUGCCAUUCCUCUGUUCUCCUAUGUUGAUCAACGUGAUUCAUUAGCAAUUGGUUCUUUUCAUGCAACUUCUAAGGGGAUCACAGUCGUUUGCUCUGCCGGAAAUUCUGGUCCUGUCUCUCAAACCGUUACAAAUACUGCACCAUGGAUCAUCACAGUUGGAGCUACCACCAUAGAUAGGGCCUUUCCAGCAGCCAUCACCCUUGGAAAUAACCGCACUGUGUGGGGACAGUCCAUUGAUAUGGGAAAACAUAAUCUUGGAUCUGUUGGGCUCACAUAUUCUGAACGCAUAGCUGUAGACCCAUCAGAUAAUUUGGCCAAGGAUUGUCAAUCUGGAAGUCUAAAUGCAACAAUGGCAGCAGGCAAAAUUGUUCUAUGCUUUUCAGUAUCAGAUCAACAGGACAUUGUUUCUGCAUCACUUACAGUGAAGGAAGCUGGAGGAGUUGGACUAGUAUAUGCACAAUAUCAUGAAGAUGGACUCAAUCAAUGUGGUUCAUUUCCAUGUAUCAAGGUAGAUUAUGAAGUGGGGACACAAACACUAACCUAUAUUAGAAGAUCAAGGUUUCCGACAGCAAGCCUAAGUUUUCCAAAGACUGUUAUUGGAAAAUGGACAUCACCACGAGUUGCAUCUUUCUCAUCUAGAGGACCCAGUAGCAUGUCUCCAACAGUGCUAAAGCCUGACAUAGCUGCACCAGGUGUGGACAUUUUGGCUGCAUUUCCACCAAAGGGCACUACAAGGAGUAGUGGAUUUGCAUUCCUAUCUGGAACUUCAAUGUCAUGUCCCCAUGUGGCAGGAAUAGCAGCUCUCAUCAAAUCCAAACACCCAACUUGGUCACCUGCAGCCAUAAGAUCAGCUUUGGUUACAACAGCAUCUCAAACUGGAACUGAUGGAAGCCUUAUAUCUGAAGAGGGUUCCACACAUAAGGCAGCAGACCCGUUUGAUAUUGGGGGUGGACACGUGGACCCCAACAAAGCAAUGGAUCCAGGACUAAUAUAUGAUAUCACCACUGAGGAUUAUGUUCAAUUCCUAUGUUCCAUGGGUCACAGUAGUGCAUCCAUUAGCAAAGUGACCAAGACCACCACAAGUUGUAAGAAAGGAAAACACCAAACACUGAACCUCAACCUUCCUUCCAUAUUAGUUCCAAACCUGAAGAGGGUUGCAACAGUAAUGAGAACAGUGACAAACGUGGGAAAUAUUACUGCAGUCUACAAAGCUCUAGUGAAGGUUCCAUAUGGCAUAAAAGUUAGAGUUGAACCUCAAACUUUGAGUUUCAAUUCAGAUGCACGAAUCCUUAACUUUAGUGUCAGUUUCCUGUCAACUCAAAAGUUUCAUGGAGAUUACAAAUUUGGGAGCCUAACAUGGACAGAUGGCAAGUAUUUUGUGAGGACCCCAAUUGCUGUGAGGACCAUACAGUUUGAAUGAAUAAUAAGCGGAUGUUAUAUGUAGAAAUGAGCUUAAUUGGCCAACAAAAUAUUUAAGUUCUUGUUUGGAGUCAUACUAUAAACAUAGCAUAUUCUUUGGUGAGAACAUGCAGCAUAUUUCUUUGAGGAAAGAGACUCGUUACUCAUGGAAUAUAAUGUUCA